This is a messenger RNA of Cylicocyclus nassatus, 510 nucleotides long. The record is from the annotation of a GenBank genome assembly. NCBI's taxonomy places the organism in Eukaryota, Metazoa, Nematoda, Chromadorea, Rhabditida, Strongylidae.
AUGUGCUCGGCAAGUUUUCAAGUAGGCGAUUGGGUACAGUGGAAGGAAAGCGGCAUAAUAGAGUACUGGAGUGCAUUUUACUGGUUCGAAGAGUAUGGAAGGGAGCCGUGUCCGAAUCCUGUCACCUGUGGAGAUUGCAAGGCUUGCGGCUCUCAAGAGUGUAGCUGUGCGAACUGUGAAGCUCGUAAACAUGGGACACUUUUAUUUACUCCUUACAGCUGGAGUGCCUUGGAGCGUGGAAUGAAAGCCAUAAAAGGAGAUGUGAGGGAGAUAUUAGAUUACCUAAGAGACGGUGAGAAUGUUACUCUCCCCAAGGACGAUGAGGCUCGAGAGGCUCUACGUAAAGAAGCUGAGUUCUACAAUCUCCCUGGUCUGUCCAAGAUGUGCGCACCUUACACAUCCGUAAGCAAAGGCGACAAAGACUUUGAAGUGAAAACAUUCCAUCAAGGCGAUAUUGUGCAAUGGAAGGAAAGCGCUAUCGAAAUGUACUGGAAGUAUUUUGUCAGGUAA